GAUAACACUCGUCCCCAUAGAGACAGGCUCCUACAACAGCAGAGCUGCCCGUUAGACCAGCCAGUCCUCUCUCAGAGGCGAUGACAGCCUCAGGAUGAAACACCCGGCCUUUGGAUAUAAAUAAUUUCCUCGAAAACGGCUUUUCUGGAUGGUUGCCAGUCGGAUAUUUUUAUUAUUGGAUUAACGACCAUCAGCCGCCAGCCGCAGCUUUAUCCUGAGAGGCCGGAGAUUUGUGUCGCUGGGCAGGGAGGAGUCCUCUUGUUAUUUCACCGUCAGCUGAAGCCAGGCGAGCAUGUCGGCGUUUUAACAGCACAUUCAUCUCUAACGUGACGUACGUGAGGAGAGAGGACUCAAUGCGCUCUUAGAGGAUGGAUGUGGAGGUGAGUGCUGGCAGGGACGGCACCUGGAGGAGAGCAGAUGAUGAUGAUGAUGAUGCAGGACGAGGUGGAGGAGGUGGCAUGGAGGCUCAGGUUGUACCACUGGAGCUCUACGACUCUGCAAGAGCCAAAAUAGACGCAAAUCUCCGCUGGUUGUUUGCCAAAGCCUAUGGUAUAGACAAUAUCCCUGCAGACCUGCGAGACCCCUUCUACACUGACCAGUAUGAGCAGGAACACAUCAAGCCCCCCAUCAUCCGCCUGCUGCUGUCUGGAGAGCUCUACUGCCGGGUGUGUGGGCUCAUCCUGCAUGCUGAGCAGGCUGCCUUGCUCCAGAGCCACCAGUCUGUCAUCCAGGCCCUGUCCAGGAAAGGCAUCUAUGUCCUGGAGACGGACAAUACACCUGUUUCUGAUCUGGACCUCAGCUCGACUCCCAUAAAGAUGAGCUCCCACAUCCACCUCAUUGAUGCCCUGAUGAUGGCCUAUACAGUGGAGAUGAUCAACAUAGAGAAGGUUGUGUCCAGUGUCAAGCGCUUUUCGAACUUCAGUGCCUCCAAGGAGCUGCCUUUUGACCUGGAAGACGCAAUGGUCUUUUGGAUCAACAAGGUGAACAUAAAGAUGAGGGAGAUCACGGAAAAAGAGCUGAAAAUGAAGCAACAUUUGCUGGAGUCAUCCAGUCACCAGAAGUCUCCCUCCAAAUGGUACUGGAAGCUUGUACCUGUGCGUUACCGCAGAGAUCACCUGUCAGGUCGGACGCUUCAGCAUUUCCCCCUUUUGGAGGACUUGUUGAAGGAUGUGUGUGAUGGCACGGCUCUUCUGGCUGUGAUCCACUUCUACUGCCCAGAACUCAUUAGACUGGAAGAUAUCUGUCUGAAGGAGGUUCCUUCUAUAGCAGACAGUGUAUACAACAUCCAGCUACUGAAGGAGUUUUCUAAUGAGUACCUGAACAAAUGCUUCUACCUGAAGCCUGAGGACAUGCUGUAUUCUCCACCAGUGCUGAAGAGUAACGUGAUGGUCUUUAUUGCUGAGCUUUUCUGGUGGUUUGAGAGUGUGAAGCCAGACUUUGUACAGCCCAGGGACCUUCAGGAAAUCAGAGAUGUGAGAUUGCUGCUGCAGCCUAAAGGUUCUCGAUCCCAAGUUCCCAUCUCCAAUGUCACAAAACGUAGUUUCCUGACAACAUCAAACUCCGCUGAUGUCUUGACCAUGCCCCAGAGCCCUGACCUCAGUAUUAAACCAAGCUCAUCAAGCCCAUCUCACUCUUUACUGCCCCUGAGACAGAGACAGCAGAAGGUCCUUGAGGAGAGCACUUCAGAGCUGAGAAACAGGUCCAACUCUGUGGCUCGGGCAGAUGGGCAGCACCAGGGCUCAGCACUGGCCUGGCCAGAGAGGAGGCCGAGGCCUUUAUCCCAGCCGGUACCCUAUGCCCUGCAUUUUCCCAUGGAGGAUGAUGCAGACAGUAUCAGCCUCGCUCGCUCCAUCAGCAAAGACAGCUUGGCCUCCAAUAUCAUGAGCAUUACCCCUAAACACAUGCUGGGAUCAGGUUCCCAUCUGCCUCAGCACAGACUCAGUGGUCAAAGCCUGCUGAGUCACAUGCGCAUAGAGGAUGAGGAAGAGGAAAUAGAAGAGGAGGAGCUGGUUGCUGUUAUCCACCCUUACGCAUAUUCUCAACAUCGACUCGGGAGUGAAAUGGAACAGGAUGAGCUGGAGCUCGAGAAUGCAGCCUCCACCUUAAAGGUUGCUAAUUCUCGUCGGUCUCCUCGCCUUGACACGGGUCCCUUUACAGCAGACCGUCAGGCUGACAGCUACUAUCUGGAGCCUUUGAUGCCUGCCGUCCCUAAGCCCGCCAAAGAGAAGAGCAUCAGCCUGAAUAAGCAGGAGGAAAGUGGUGAGAGUCGCUGUAGAGCAGCAGGAGCUGCAAGGAAAGCAGCCACCAAUGUCCCAAGCACAUUUCAGAGGAAAGCCCCUGUGGCUGAGUCAAGAAGUACCUUUAUGCCCAUACCUGUUGCAGAAUCAGUGCCUAGCUCUCUCAGGCCACCCACAGAGGGGUCGAUAGGCAUCUCUCCAUCUGUGAAUAAACAGUCCCAAGGCUUUUUCCUUCAUUUGUCAGGAGAGCCAGACCAGCACAGUCCUUUCCCAUCUGUGCUGGAGGUAGGGCAUGACUCUGACUCAGACAUUGCAGACCUUGAGGAAGACGAUGAGGAGGACGAUCAGAUGGAGUUGACUAGAGAGGUGGUGAGAAGAGGAAAAGGAAAAUAUUUAGAGGAGGGGGAGGUGUGUGAAUUCAUAGAGGGAGAGGGGGAGUCAGCCAAGCUGAGAGAAGACUUGAAGGUGAGCGAGCGGGAUGAUAAGGAAGAUGGCAGUGGACGCUCAAGCCCUCCCCAGCACCAUAUCCUGGGCGAGCAGCUGCAGCGCUUCAGCAGUGCCAGUGCCAGUGUCAAGAUGACCAGCUUUGCAGAGAGGAAGCUCCUUAAACUUGGCCUCCGCGAUGGAUUUUCAAGUACCAGCAGCUCCCAGAAGACAACACCAGAUGGCUCUGAGAUAGCCCCUCCCUGGCAGCUGAGGAGCGACUGCACCUCUGGUUGGAUAGGGAAGGAGACCAGUUCUGUAUUGGGGAGUAAUAUAAUGGGGAAUCCCCCAGUAGUGCCUUCGGAGCUGCUGCAACUACACAUGCAGCUAGAAGAGCAAAGACGUGCAAUAGAGUAUCAAAAGAAGAAGAUGGAGACCCUAUCAGCGCGGCAGAGACUAAAGCUGGGGAAAGCUGCGUUCUUGAACAUUGUCAAGAAGGGUGGAGGGAAGAGCGACACGCUUCCUCUGCCUCUGAAACACCCACAGGAAUCCUCAGAACUAACAGCUGCUGAUUGGAGUAAAGUGAAGGCUCAGUCCUGCCGGGAUGACUCCUGUCUUGAUGCUCUGAAGGUUCAGGCGAAGGCAGGUCAACCGGAAGGAGGACAGAUGAACAGAGACAACAGACUGAACACCCUGUCUCAGGACAGUGGGGCUGAUCCUGGCUUUAAUGAGUGUUCCCGCUCCAUAGAUCUACUCAAUGAGGCUAUUAAUUCCAUUCAGCAGCAGAUGAUGCAGCUCUCAUUACAGCAAGACCUGCUGAUGAAGCAGAAUGUGGUCUCACCUCCAGAAGGUGUAGAGUCAGGCCCUAGCACAACCCCCAACACAACACAAACAACAUCCUCUACCUCAGACUCCAGGUCUUAUGCAGUCCACUUUGUAGAUAUUGGUGGCAGCAAUUCUUUUCCCGCUCGCCGCCCUCCCAAGCUUAGCUCCAGCCAACGCAACAAAGCCACGGACAGAAAACAGAAUAAAGAGAACAGCAAGUUGGCCUCAAACAAGUCUAAUACUCAGUCCCCAGAGUGCACACCCUCUCCAAGUGCUGCCGGAGACCAGGAGACCUCGGCUGUUGUUGAGAGCUCCAGGCUAGAGAGAAGCAUUCAGAGAAACACCACUUUCAGAAUCCAUGAUAGCACCGGCGAAGGAAGUGGGCGCUCUCCAGACAAAGCCCAGACACAGGACCCACCAGUCAUCUCCAGUACACCCGGAUCUCCCUCACAGGCUACAGAAUCAGAAGAGAACAAGGCUGACAACUCAGGAAAAGAGGCUGCGGGUGGAGAUGAGAGUACCAGGGUCAAAGGUCAACUGAUUGAGGUCGAUCUGUCAGAGCUUAAGGAUCCGCUGGAAGAUGGCAGCGCGGAUGUGACAGAUUUAACAGCAGAGAGCGAGCAGAAGAACGUGUUGGGCUUCUUCUUCAAGGAUGAUGAGAAGGCGGAGGAUGAAAUGGCGAAACGUCGCGCUGCCUUCCUCCUCAAACAGCAGCGCAAAGCCGAAGAGGCAAGACUACGCAAACUGCAGCAAGAGGCCGAGAGCGAGCUCAAACGUGAUGAGGCCAGGCGUAAGGCAGAAGAGGACCGCGUUCGCAAGGAAGAGGAGAAGGCACGACGAGAGCUGAUUAAGCAGGAAUACCUGCGGAGGAAGCAGGAGGCGCUGAUGGAGGAGCAGGGUCUGGUCAAGCCUCGCCCACGGACUAAAUCCCGCAGGAACAGGCCAAAAUCACUGCACCGUGAAGAGUACAACAGCCUCUCCAAAGGAUCCACCACACGUAAUUCUCUGAAGGUGUCCAUGUUGAUCAAAGCCCAGGGCUCAGCAGCAGGCUGCAGGGGAGCUGAUCUGAGCUGCAGUCACCGAGGAUCGACGCUGUCUUUGGCGACUGAGGCAGACAGUGUCAUCUCUGGAGGGGCAGAGUCAAACAGGGCUGGAUCUGUGUGCUCUAUGGAGUCGUUCCCUAUGCUGAGCAGGGCAUCCAGCAGGAACAUGGAGAGAGACUGGGAGAACGGCUCCAUAGCCUCUUCUAUCACUUCAACUGAGUAUAAUGGUCCAAAACUCUUCAAAGAACCGAGCUCCAAGUCUAACAAGCCAAUCAUCAUUAACGCCAUUGCUCACUGCUGUCUGGCUGGAAAGGUUAACGAGGCUCAGAAGAAUGUUGUUCUGGAGGAGCUGGAAAAAUGUGAGUCUAAUCACCUGAUCAUCCUCUUCCGCGACAGCGGGUGCCAGUUCCGCGCCAUUUACUCUUAUUCCCCGGACACCGAGGAGAUCAUCAAGUUCACAGGCACUGGACCGCGCUCUAUCGGCCGCAAGAUGAUCGACAAGCUGUACAAAUACAGCUCGGACCGCAAGCAGUUCACCGUCAUCCCUGCCAAGAGUGUGUCGGUCAGCGUGGAUGCCCUGACCAUCCACAAUCACCUCUGGCAGGUCAAGAGACCGGGGAGUGCACGGAGGAAGUGAUAAAGAGGAGGAAGAGGAGGGAAAGAAAGAUGGACACUUGUUACAGUUACUGUUGGGCAGGACCCAAUAAUCUUAGAGAGGAUUGACAUGUGAACAUGUGUCUCACAUGUCAUGACAGAGAGGGCUUAGAUGUUCUCACUGAUGGAGACUGUGGAAGUGCAAGAAUUUGAAACACCUGCCAGCUGAGGGCACUCUGUUUUUCUUUUUUAGCUUUUUAUCCUGCAUGUCACACUUUUACGUUUUAAUUUGAAGGUACGUCCUACAGUGAUUGGGCACUACUGAUGACAGAUUCUUAUGUAGCAGUGAAGGGGAAAUGGACCCUGGAGUUGAAUACUACUGAAUCUACUCAAGUGUACCACUGAUAGCAAGUGCAACUACAGACAGCAGUGGUGAACAAUCACUUAAUAAUGUCUUGUAAAGUUUGCUAUUUCAGCUUGGCAAAAAAAAAUUACCCUACUGCUGUGAUUAAUCCAGGCUCCACAUACAGAGCCCCUGUUUAUUCACCAGUAACCAUUACUGGUCAGUGCUUUUAUGACAAGGGAGCUUUGAACAGACUUUUUUUUAAUGUAAGUAUGGAAUGGAUGUUAGUGAGUGGUAAUGUCCAGUCUCGUUUUCUAUCCGUGUGUUUGGGGAAGUGUGUGAGUGUUUGUGUUAGGGGAAGGGGGGAGAGCUGAAUGCACCGCUUGUGCAUUCAGCUCUGAAUGUUUACUCUCUCGAUUAUGCUUUAAAACUUCUGUCAUGCUACAGAACAACGGAGCAAAGCAACAAAACAAUAUAUUUUAUGUUUUAGUUUGGGAGCUGCUGUUAUUGUGGAAGAGAAAUAAUGUUUUUACAGGAGGGGAAAUUGUACUAGUAAUUAUUGCAUACAGGAGGCGCUUUUGAGACUCAGUGCAUUAUACCUUAUCAGUAGUGCAUUAUAUUGUAUUAACUUCGUACUUGUAUUCCACCACUCAUAUGAGCCAUCUGAGAUCCCUGACUGGCUCAUAUUGCUGAACCAAAAUGAACUGAGCUAUGCCACUGAGCUGUUUGCUGCUCAUUAACUGCUCGCUGGAUUCUGGUGAGCAUAAGAUUUUAAUGUAGCUUCUGGCGUUCAACACUAGUAAUAUCCCUGAAAUGACUGACUGUCAGCAGCUGGUAUAAUGCGGGGAGGGAAACUGCACAAUACUUGAUAUUUGUUUGCUGCAUUUGUACAUUUUUGAGUAGUAUUUUUUGUACAUUAUGUACAAGUUAUGUUUACUAAAAAAACAGGCACUAUUUUGAGGUUUAUUCUGUCACAGGCUUUCAGAGAUGUUAUCAGUUUUAUUUCAUUGUGUUAUGUUAUUUAUUUAUUUUGAAGAAAUAUAAUAAAAUGCAACUAGGUACGUUUUCUUGCUAA
Molecule: messenger RNA, 6540 nt
Organism: Lates calcarifer (barramundi perch)
Lineage: Eukaryota; Metazoa; Chordata; Actinopteri; Centropomidae
Product: calmodulin-regulated spectrin-associated protein 1-B-like
Biological process (GO): negative regulation of microtubule depolymerization; neuron projection development; cytoplasmic microtubule organization
Cellular component (GO): microtubule minus-end
Molecular function (GO): calmodulin binding; microtubule minus-end binding; spectrin binding
Source: RefSeq, a predicted model, not a curated record